Molecule: messenger RNA, 601 nt
Organism: Closterium sp. NIES-67
Lineage: Eukaryota; Viridiplantae; Streptophyta; Zygnematophyceae; Desmidiales; Closteriaceae
Source: the annotation of a GenBank genome assembly
AAUGGAAGGAGGGGUGGGGUGAGACACGGAGUACUGGAAGGAGGUUUCAUUAAUAGACUCGGGAUACAUUGGAGGAAUAGCAGGAGAGGCAUGGCUAACAUGGUUGAUGAAGCCAGGUGAGGGAAAUGGGGUAAAGCCAGGAGGUCCGUGGUGGCAUGGGUGGUUUGGAGGCAGCGCUUACCCUUGUUGGGGCCGUUGCGGAUGAGAUACUGACACGGGGAGAAGCCGCCGGUGCUGUUGGAACCACUGCUACCCCCGCGUCCUCCACUGCGCCCCCCGCCACGUCCACCACCCGAUCGUCCCGCCGAAGUACCGCCACGGCCAGCACCACGUCCUCCUUUUGCUUGGGCAGCAUGAGCCGUUGGAGGAGACUGGCGGAGAAGCUCCGCUUCAGUUUUCAGAAUCCAUGCGGCUACAUAGGCGGAGUCGGGUGGGAAGCUGGCGUGGACCUCAUUGAACGCCACGCGACGGGCCUCAUACAUGGAACUCGGGAGCGGAGGAGGGGGUAAUUUCGCGUUUGAGGGAGGAAGAAACGCAUGCAGACAGGAUAGCGAGACAUUUGCGGUUGGCAACGUUCCAGGCAGAGUGGCGACGACGGUAC